AUGACCGGUAUAAGCUUCGGCGACGGUCGUGCUGCGGAUUCGGGUGGGCGAUGCACGACAAAGCAAGAAGCACUCGUCUUCUCCACCGCGCCCAUGUCUUCGUCCUUCUUCACCACGCCUGCUUCGCAGAGGAAGAGAAAGCGAACCAAUACCACAUCGAGCGCUCCAAAGAGGCGCAACACCGACAAUGAAGCCCGCCGCGCCGACCGCGACGACUCCAUCAGUGGGAGCGACGAUUCUGAUGACAAUGGCGGGCCCGUUCUAGACGAAUCUGACGACGACGACACAUCCGAGGACGAAAACGAGACAGCGGCCGAGAAGCGUCGCAGAUUAGCAGAGCGCUACCUUGACAACAUUCGCAAUGAGGUUGAGCAGGAGGUGGGCUUCGACGCUGAGCAGAUUGACAAGGACUUGAUAGCCGAGCGUCUCAAGGAAGACGUCGCAGAGGGCAAGGGAAAAAUUUACCGCUCAAUUGCCGACGAGCUGGACUUUGAGCAGGCCGAGCAUGUCACAGGUUACUCUGGUCUACAAAAGGCUACAACAGGCUGUGCUGUGAAGCUGCCAUAUGCCUGGACAAUAAGCAAGGACCUGGUGGUGGAGAAGUGGGAAAUUGCUGAUCCAAAAUCAUACGCCCCAGACCCAGCCCGUCCGUCCAAUGUCACGCCGCGCAGGACACCCAAGCGACUGUUCUGGCGCAAGGGAAACAAGAAUAAGAAGGGUGACAGGUCCUAUCUUGGCCACACUGGGGAGAUUGUCUCUAUUGCUGUUUCUGACUCUGGGAAAUAUCUCGCAACUGGCGACAAGCAUGCUCGUUUGAUCAUCUGGGAUGCAGAUACUCUCAAGCCGCGCCACCUAUUUACUCGCCAUCGCGACGCCGUUCUCUCUCUAUCUUUCCGAAGGGGCACCGAGCAGUUGUUCUCAGGCGGCGCAGAUCGCGCAGUUAUUGUGUGGAGUGCGCCAGAGUCGGCAUAUAUUGAGACGCUAGUAGGACAUCAAGAUGCAGUUGUUGGUGUUGCCGGUGGGCUCGAGACCAACCAGGAAACAUGCGUCAGUGUAGGCGCUCGAGAUCGUACAGCCCGUCUGUGGAGAGUGGUGGAGGAAAACCAGCUUGUCUUCCAGGGUGGAGUGACGACAAGACAAAAGGGCCUGGACAAGUUGCGCAAAGGCCGCUUUGCCAAUGGCCUUGCCAAACUUGAAGAGAGGGGUGAACAACAGGACAACGAAGAAGACGCCCCUAUUGUAUACGCUCAAGGCUCAAUUGAUUGCGUUGGCCUACUGGACGCCGGCCUUUUCGUCACAGCAUCGGACAAUGGUGCGCUUUCAUUGUGGUCUGUCAACAGAAAGAAGCCUCUCUUCACAUACCCACUUACUCACGGCCGGGAUCCGCCCCUAUCUCCAGAACAAAUGUCCGCCAACCAUGAUGCUGCAAUCUCAGUAAAACCCGGCCCGCGACUACCACGAUACGUCACAGCUCUCGCUACCGUACCCUUUGCCGACCUCAUCCUCACAGCAAGCUGGGACGGCUGGAUACGUGCAUGGAAAAUCACAGCGGACAGGAAGAGCAUCGAGCCCGUUGGCAAGAUUGGCUGUGUACCUCUUGACGAAGACGAAUCAGAAGCCGAAGAUGCAAUCCUCAUCCGAGGUAUCGUCAACGGCCUCGCCAUCCAAGAGAGAGGAGAUCGAGGCAAGGAUGGCUUGUGUGUUGUAGCUGCUGUAGGAAAGGAACCAAGAUUAGCCAGGUGGAUGUCAGGAAAAGUUAAGAACGGAAUCUGCGUCUUUGAAGUACCUAGGAAACAUCUCACCUCCAACGGUACAGAGGAUGACGAGGAGGCGGAAAGUGGUGCUGAGGAAGCCUAGAAAGGCAGAAAAGCGAAUUUUGCAUUUUCAGGCGUUGACCGUUGAGUGCAUCACAGAAUUGAUACCACAACAAUCUCAUUGCGCAAAUCUUUACGUCUGUUAAACUUUUAAUGUUAUAUCAAGUGUUUGGUUGUUGAAAA
Pyrenophora tritici-repentis Pt-1C-BFP is the source of this 1997-nucleotide messenger RNA. RefSeq names its product WD40 repeat protein. NCBI's taxonomy places the organism in Eukaryota, Fungi, Ascomycota, Dothideomycetes, Pleosporales, Pleosporaceae. Gene Ontology annotation, cellular component: small-subunit processome. Gene Ontology annotation, molecular function: protein binding; U3 snoRNA binding. The record is from RefSeq and is a predicted model, not a curated record.